UAAGAUAGAAAGAAGAAAAUAUACACAUCCCAUUUUCUUGGUGUCCGAGACAAAAAAUUGCAAAUUGGAAAAAUACCAAUAAAAUGGUUUGCCGUUUGUGUCUAAAAGCAAUUCCUAGUGAAUCUGUAAUAAAAUUAUACCAAGAUUUAAACUGUGCAACUGAAGCACUCGAAAUGGUAAAACAUAUUGAAAAGUACCUAGAUAUUGAGGUUAGGCAAGAUGAUGUUGUCUCCACAAUGAUAUGUCAGGAUUGCCAUGACCACUUGGAGGAAUUUCAUAAAUUCUAUCAAGACGUGAAAGGGAAGCAAUGUACACUUCAUAACAAUUUUCUGGAAGUUGAGCUUAAAGAAGAAAGUCAUGAUAGCCGGGAUGUCGAUGUUAAGAACAAUGACGAUAGCAACAAAGUGGAUGGUAAUGAUAAGAUUAGCAACGUUGCCAAGGAAAUCGAACAAGCAAUGUUCGAAAGUCCUAUUGAUAUCAUGAAAACCGAGGCAGAUGAUGAAAAGGAUGAGCAAGAAGUGAUAGCAACGGAUGUGCUAGAUGAUGAUGUGGAUUUGGAUAAAGAGGACGUGUUUGCGGAUGACGGUGUUGACAUUGACAGCGCCGAUUUACAAUCAUCAGAGGACGAUGUACCUUUAAUAAACUUGAAAACUAAGAAGAAAAUCACAUUAAAGCGAAAAUACACAACAAAGGGCACGCCGAAAGAACCAAAAGAACGCAAGCAACGCAGAGAACCAAGAGAACGCAAGGAACCAAAAGAACCUAAGGAACGGAAAGAACGUAAAGUGCCAAAGGAGAGAAAAGAACCAAAAGAACCCAGAAAGAAAGGCGAAAGAAAAAAGAAUCUAUCAGCGCAAGAGCUUAUAGCAACUUCAAUGGAAUUAAAAUGUGACAUUUGUCAAGUUCAAGUUAACACAUGGAAAGAAUUAAGACAACACUUUUUAUUGGCUCACACGCGUACACCUUACAUAAAAUGUUGUGAUACAGUUUAUGAAAAACAACGGCCCUUGGCCGAUCAUCUUCAAUGGCACAAAAAUCCCGAUGCAUUCAAAUGCAAAAUGUGCAAUGAGGUACUAUCUAAUUCCAGAGAUUUGACCUCUCACAUUAGCAGCCAACAUCCUGAUAAUGUCGAUAUACUUGAAAAUUAUGAGUGCGAACAUUGUUUUAAACAAUUCCGUAAUUACACAAUAUUCAAAAAUCAUUUACGUACCCACAGCAAAGACAAAGACGUUGAAUGCCAAAUAUGCAACAAAAGGUUCGUAACCAAACAACAAUUACGUCGUCACCAAACUGCCCAGCAUAAGGAUGUGCCAAUUCAUGUAUGUGAUGUUUGUGGCAAAAAUUUCAAAUGCAAAGAAUCAUUCAAACGGCACUAUCAAGAACAUCAAGGUCUGACGGAACCCCCAGUACAGUGUUCUAUAUGCAAGACAUGGCUUAAAAAUCCCAACAGUUUGCGUUUACAUCGUUUUAAACAUGAAGAUGUACCACAACCGUGUAAGAUAUGUGGCAAAGUGUUUAAGACCCGACGCAGUUUGAAAAACCAUAUAAAAUAUUUACACGAAAUGGAAAAAAAUUUACAGUGUAAUUUUUGUGAUAAAGUAUUUCGAGAAAAGCGUGGUCUGGACGAACACUUGGCCACCCAUACCGGAGCCCAGUUAUACACAUGUCCACAUUGCGGCAAAGAAUCACGUUCCAAAUCAAACAUGUAUGUCCAUAUAAAACGUCAACAUCCCAAAGAAUGGUGGAAGACGAAGAUGGAGCGACUAAAGCUAGAUCCAAAUACGGAAAAUCCCGAAUUGCGUCAGGAGAGGCAACCGGAAAAAACCUAUGAGCAGCUUCAGUUAAUGCAACAAUUUCGUAUACUAAAUUCUUUUAUGCAGUAAUUUUUAAGUUAACUUGUUUUGUUUAAUUUCAUGGUGGAAGAGAAAACUAUGCUAUUUCGAAUUGGUGCGGUAGCUCCUUGUACUUUGAAGAAAACAUAGACCGCUUGUAUAUGUAAAGAAAUCACUAUCGUUUGAAAAUAUUUAGUAUUUUAAUACAAAUGGCAUGUCCUCAAGGCACAACAGAUGGACUUCUGAAA
Molecule: messenger RNA, 2080 nt
Organism: Stomoxys calcitrans (stable fly)
Lineage: Eukaryota; Metazoa; Arthropoda; Insecta; Diptera; Muscidae
Product: zinc finger protein 660
Exons: 5
Coding region: 84-1883 (599 amino acids)
Biological process (GO): regulation of transcription by RNA polymerase II; cell fate commitment
Cellular component (GO): cytoplasm; nucleus
Molecular function (GO): RNA polymerase II cis-regulatory region sequence-specific DNA binding; zinc ion binding; DNA-binding transcription factor activity, RNA polymerase II-specific
Source: RefSeq, a predicted model, not a curated record